AUGAAAAGAAUAGUUUCCAUUCUAUUGAUUGCCUUAACAUUGACAAUCCUCGCUCUCACCAUUAGAAAUGUUCGUGGUGAAGAAGAAACUCAAAGUGUUUCCACUCUCUCAACCUAUAUUCCAAGAGUAAGAAAGCACAAGAAGAGACACCUCCACAAGAGAAGACCUCACAAGUACAUUGAUUCCUAUGGAAAGAAGAGAAGACGUAACCAUAAGAAGAGAAGAGUCGAUAUUUACAAGAAGAAGUUUGAUACUUAUGGUAAAAGAGUUAAUAAGAGAAGACAUGGUAAGAGAUACGGAAAGAGAAGACACAACAAGAAGAGAAUUGAUAUUUAUAAGAGAAAGAGAAUCGAUACCUAUGGUAAAAAGUUCAGAAAGAACAAGAGACACGGAGGAUCAUCAAUGCAAGUGAAUGGUUAUUUGAAUGCACUGACCCAAAAUGGAUUAGGACAACAACAACAAUUUGGGUCAUCAUUAAAUAAUAAUGGUGUUGGUAUGAAUUCUAUUGGAGCAAAUAAUAUGAUGGGUAGAAAUUUAAAUCAACAAGCACCAAUGGGUUUUAUGGCUUCAUCUGGUUUGGGACAAAAUGGUAAUGCCUUCCGUGGAAUGAACAUGAAUACAAUGACAGGUACACAACAAGGAGUUAAUAAUAAUAUCAUUAGAGGAUCAACGGGUAUGAAUAACCAAAUGAAUAACCAAGGUAUUUUCCAAAAUCAAGGAAAUCAAAACAAUGUAUCAUCAAAUGUUGGUAAUACAAACAAAUAUCCACCAACAAGUGUAUCUCCAACACAACAAUUGAUUCACAGAUCGACAACACCAAACGCUAAUGGAUCAAAUUUGCUUUCAUCAUCAACAGGAGAUUCCUAUAGACCUUCGGAAUCCAUCUUGUCAAUGAUUAAUGGACAACAACAAUUCGGUCAAUAUCCAUCAAUGAACCAAAAACUUCCUCCACUCCCUCAACAUAACAUUUUCAGAAAUGUUUUGAAUGCUAAUCCUCAACAAAGACAAGCAGCUCUGAUACAAGUUAGAAAUAUUGCUCAACAAAAUGGUUAUGAUAAUUCCGCUAUAGAACAACAUUUACAAGAGUUUUUACUAUAUGAACAAAGGUAUUAUCAAAUUCAACAACAACAAGCUUUACAACAACAACAACCAAUUCAACAACGUACUGCUACUGCUGAUGAUAAGUUUGGUCUGUUAGGUUUGAGCAAUACAUUUGCUUCUAAAGAUUCGGAUUUGACUGCUCUUGCUCUUGGAUUGGAUCUUACCUCUCUAGGAUUAAACUUGAAUGCUUCGGAGUUUUUGUAUCAGAAUUUUGCUUCUCCCUUUGCUGAGGUUCCUCCAUCAAAUGUUAUACCUGAUUACAAAUUACCAGAAUGUUAUAAGGUUACUGUGCAGUUACAAGACUUCCAUGUUGACAAAUUCACAGAAGAAACACUGCUGUAUAUCUUUUACACAAUGCCACGUGAUGUGCUACAAAUUGUAGCUGCAAGAGAGCUGUCAAAGAGAGGAUGGAAAUAUCACAAACCAACUCAAUUGUGGCUCAUUAGAGAUCAAAGUGUAAAUGAUUUCCAACAAAAUGCCAAAGCUGAAAAGGGAACCUACUUUUUCUUUGACACUGCAACUUGGACCAAGAAACGAAAAUCUGGAUGUGUUCUGGAGUAUGAUCAAUUGUACAAUGCCGCUUAUUUUUCAAAGUAA
Messenger RNA from Naegleria gruberi, 1698 nucleotides. RefSeq lists its product as uncharacterized. NCBI's taxonomy places the organism in Eukaryota, Heterolobosea, Eutetramitea, Acrasida, Naegleriidae. The transcript has 2 exons. The record is from RefSeq and is a predicted model, not a curated record. Gene Ontology annotation, biological process: nuclear-transcribed mRNA poly(A) tail shortening; regulation of DNA-templated transcription. The coding region runs from base 1 to 1698 and encodes 565 amino acids. Gene Ontology annotation, cellular component: CCR4-NOT core complex; P-body.